UCUCAUACUCAUUAAAAGUAAUCAAUGGAUUCCGCAAAGCUUCGAGUCGAGGGAAAGAAGAUGAUUGAAAUUGUGGCAAACUACUGGGAUGGAAUAAGGACCCGCAAACCGAUUCCGGAUGUGAAGCCUGGUUAUAUUGAGAAAUCGGUGCCAUCUAAUCCUCCAACCACGCCGGAAUCUUGGGAAAAAGUGUUUGGCGAUCUGGAGAAGGUGAUCUUCAACGGAAGCAGCCACUGGAACCAUCCACAUUUUUUUGCCUACUUCUCCGCUGGAAUUGGUUAUCACUCGAUUCUGGCCGACAUUAUUAGUAGUGGACUUGGAUCUGUUGGAUUCACGUGGAUCGCGUGUCCUCCGAUCACUGAGCUUGAGAAGAUCACAUUGGAUUGGCUCGUAGAUUUGACGAGUCUUCCCGUGGAGUUUAAGAAUUCCCAUCCAGGUCAUGGUUGUGGAAUUAUUCAGAGCUCUGCAUCCGAUUCAACGCUCAUCGCAAUCAUGACUGCAAGAGCUGCAAAGGUGGAGUUCAUCAAACAGAAUCCAUCAACUUUCCAAUGGCUUAUUAACUCAACUUCUGAGCAUCUUCGGAGCAUCUCCUACUGGACUCCCGUGAAUCGGACAAUCCAUGAUUCCACUGACAUCAUCACUCCGUACUAUCAUGAUCCCAGAGUUUUCAAGAACUUUGUGAUGUACUUCACUGACCAGGCACACUCUUCCGUUGAAAAGGGAGCAAUGUUGGCUGGAGUUAGGUUCAGGAAACUGAGAAGUGUGAGGGGAUAUAUGGAGAAUUACGAAAUGGAUUCAAAGAUUUUGAUCGACGCUAUAGAGCAAGACCGUUCCCGUGGCUUCAUCCCAUUUAUGGUGGCUCUCACAGUCGGAACAACUGCCACGUGUGCAGCUGAUGAUGUUGAGAAAAUCGGUCAAAUCUGUCAGAAAGAGGGUCUCUAUCUCCAUGGUGCCUUUGCCUUCUGCGAUGAGUUCAAGUAUCUGGUGAAUGGGCUCAAAUACGUGGAUUCCUACAAUACUGAUCUCCACAAGGCGGGAAUGAUCAACUUUGAUUGUUGUCCACUUUGGUUUAAAAAUGGAACGUAUGCAUCCAGAUAUUACAACGUAGAUCCUGUCUACUUGGCACACGAGUAUCAAUCCUCAAAUAUGGAUUAUCGGCAUCUGGAAGUGCCAUUGGGUCGGAGAUUUAGAUCUCUGAAAGUUUGGUUCACGAUGAGAAAUAUGGGCGUCGAGAAGAUCAGAGAGUAUCAAAGAAAGACCGUGUCCCUCGCUUUGCUCUUCACAAAAAUCAUUGUGGAGGGUGAUAAGUUUGAACUCUUUACACCACCACACCUUGGAAUGGCUACCUUCCGUUUGAAAAAUCACACCAACUCUGACAACGAGCGUCUCUUGCAAGCCAUCAACCGUGACCGCCGUAUCCACUUGGGUAUCUCCAUGGUCCAUGGAGUCUACGUGCUACGUUUCUGUGUGGGAAGUCCGCUGACAAACGAGGAAGAUGUUCAUUUCACGAAAAGCGUAAUUUUUGAGAUUGCUCAUUUUCUGUUUGAAGCCUGAACCCUCUUUCUUUCGAAAUAAAAAGCGUCAGAGCGUGUGAUUGAAAU
Messenger RNA from Caenorhabditis elegans, 1601 nucleotides. It is a transcript of the gene basl-1, whose product is annotated as Aromatic-L-amino-acid decarboxylase. The transcript is spliced from 8 exons. Gene Ontology annotation, molecular function: aromatic-L-amino-acid decarboxylase activity; carbon-carbon lyase activity; pyridoxal phosphate binding. The record is from RefSeq and is marked reviewed. The coding region runs from base 25 to 1554 and encodes 509 amino acids. Lineage: Eukaryota; Metazoa; Nematoda; Chromadorea; Rhabditida; Rhabditidae. Gene Ontology annotation, biological process: amino acid metabolic process.